Messenger RNA from Coniophora puteana RWD-64-598 SS2, 546 nucleotides. RefSeq lists its product as uncharacterized. The annotation marks the transcript as partial. NCBI's taxonomy places the organism in Eukaryota, Fungi, Basidiomycota, Agaricomycetes, Boletales, Coniophoraceae. The transcript has a single exon. The record is from RefSeq and is a predicted model, not a curated record.
AAGCGGGGAAACUCCUUGAUGAUUGAUGGUCUCCACAUUGCACAGCGUCCCCGGUGGCACAAAAAUACUAAUACUAUUAUUGGCCUCUGUCGAGAGCACACCAAGGGUCUAGAUCUUGGCAUGAACAACAUGGAUGCUGUGCUUGAGAUCGCUCGAGCUGUUCAGGAUGAUCCCCAGACUUGUCACUAUGGACGAGAGGCUACAAUCGCUGUCAUAGGACCUUUUCAACGUGAUAACUAUCACCCCUUUCCAGUUCUGGUUUCGCCUACCUGUAAAGCAGAAAAAUCUGAUGAGUUUUCAGCCAUAAUUAGCAUGAUAAUUGCUCAGUGGGACGAAUUUGGGAAACCAUUCAAUGGGCCACUCUGGUGUGUUUGCACAGAUGGCGAUACAACAUUUCGAGGAGCUUUACACCGUGUGCUAAUGGACCGAACGGUUGCCGUGGGCGAUGAGCUCUACAACAAGCUUGCACCACUACUAGGCCUUGAUCUUCACACUGGAGUGGCUUACAUUGUAAUUGGGCCGGAUCCGAAGCACAUCUUCAAGCGU